Messenger RNA from Rana temporaria (common frog), 420 nucleotides. Its product is annotated as mucin-2-like. The record is from RefSeq and is a predicted model, not a curated record. The transcript has a single exon. NCBI's taxonomy places the organism in Eukaryota, Metazoa, Chordata, Amphibia, Anura, Ranidae. The annotation marks the transcript as partial.
UCAUCACCUCCAACCACAUCACCACCUCCAUCCACAUCAUCACCACCUCCAACCACAUCAUCACCACCUCCAACCACAUCACCACCUCCAUCCACAUCACCAUCACCUCCAACCACAUCAUCACCACCUCCAUCCACAUCACCGCCUCCAACCACAUCACCAUCACCACCUCCAUCCACAUCACCGUCACCACCUCCAACCACAUCACCACCUCCAACCACAUCAUCACCACCUCCAACCACAUCACCAUCACUACCUCCAACCACAUCACCACCUCCAACCCCAUCAUCACCACCUCCAUCCACAUCACCAUCACAACCUCCAACCACAUCACCAUCUCCAUCCACAUCACCACCUCCAACCACAUCACCAUCACCACCUCCAUCCACAUCACUAUCUCCAACCUCAUCACCACCUCCA